UGUAGACCAGUGAUGCCCAAAAAUUACUUAAACGCAGUAUGAUCAAUAGAAAAGUUGUAUCCGUGGUGAAUGAAUAAUGAUUAAUAUAUGCUAUAAACAACAUAUUGUUAAACAUAAACAAAAUUAAUAUUAAAAAUAAAACAAUACUUAUUUAACUAAAAUUUAUUGAUGUAGUUUUUAGAAUUAUUGGAAUUUAUUUAUCAAAUAUUGGUAGAAGGUCAAUGACUGGCUGGCAUAAAAACAUCAGCCAUAGCCAAUCAUUUAAAAUGCCGGAAAACCAAAUGGAACACAUUAAACGGUCAACUACUCACGAAACAUACCAGCAAUGUAGAUCUCAAGAGUCUAAUGAGUAUUUCGAAAACCAAGAAGACAAAAAAAAGAAAGAAUUUGAAGAAUAUUUAUGGAAGAGUAUAACUGAGCAAGUGUUAAAAGAAAAUGAGGAAAAAGCUAAAACGUUUUGUGCCAAGCAAAGUCAAUUUGAAACUACUUAUGGAAUUUCAUACCAAAAAGAUGGAUUUAAAGUCACGGAACUUGGAGAAACAUUAGACAGAGAAUUAUGUGCUAAGUAUCCUUUGUAUGGCACGGUUGGGAUGUCUAUACCCGUCAGAAGAUACGAAUGUCAAAAAAUUAAACAAGCCAUUCAUAAACCAUUGGAUGAAUUAUUUAAGAAAAAUACAGGUUUUACAAAUUAACAGAAUCACAAUGAAUCAUCAAUAAGCAACCAUUUUUUUAAGAAAUUGUAUCUAAAAGUUGUAAUCCCGCGAAAAAAAAUCUUAUGUCCGAUCAAUAUGUUUGUUUUAGUAGAAAAAUGUAUU
Daktulosphaira vitifoliae (grape phylloxera) is the source of this 815-nucleotide messenger RNA. RefSeq lists its product as uncharacterized. The record is from RefSeq and is a predicted model, not a curated record. The coding region runs from base 222 to 692 and encodes 156 amino acids. The transcript has 3 exons. Lineage: Eukaryota; Metazoa; Arthropoda; Insecta; Hemiptera; Phylloxeridae.